UAGGGUGCCCGAGGUUCAGGGUGUUGGGGUACCCUGGUUGCACGGUGCGGGGGUGCUGAGUGCGGGGGUGCCCUGGCUACACGGGGCGGGGGAGUGCAGUGUGUUUGGUACAGGGUGCCUGGGCUAUGGGGGUGCAGCGUGUUGCAGUGCCCAGGGUGCAUGGUGUGGGGGUGCAGGGUGCUGGGGUGCAAGGGGUUGGGGUGCCUGAUUGCAGAGUGGGGGGUGCAGGGUGCUGGGAUACAGGGUGCCCAGGUUCACGGUGCUGGGGUGCCCGAGGUGCAGCGUAUUGGGGUGAAGGGGUGCUGAGUGUUGGGGUGCACAGGGUGCUGGAGUGCAGGGUAUUGGGGUGCUGAGUGUUGGGGUGCACAGGGUGCUGGGGUGCAGGGUUCUGGGAUGCCCGAGGUGCAGGGUGUUGGGGUGAAGGGGUGCUGAGUGUUGGGGGUGCACAGGGUGCUGGGGUGCAGGGUUCUGGGGUGCCUGAGGUGCAGCAUGUUGGGGUGCAGGGUGUUGGGGUGCACAGCAUGCAAGAUGUUGGGGUGCAGAGUGUUGGGGUGCCCAGGGUGCAUGGUGCAAGGGUGUUGGGGUGCACAGCAUGCAAGAUGUUGGGGUGCAGAGUGUUGGGGUGCCCAGGGUGCAUGGUGCAAGGGUGUUGGGGUGCUGCGGUGCAGUGUGGGGGUGCAGGGUGCUGGGGUGCUGAGAUGCCCUGGUUGGGCACCCUGUGGGGGUGCAAAGUGUUGGGGUGCCCGGGGUGCAGUGUGGGGGUGCAGGGUGCUGGGGUGCUCUGAUUGCAUGAUGCAGGGGUCCAUGGAGUGGAGGGGUGUUGGGUGCUGGGGGUUUGGGGUGCUCAGGGUGCUGUACAGGAUCUGAGUGUGCGAGGGGGUGGAGAAGAGCAGGGGGGAGUGUGAGUGUGAGUGUGGGUGUGAGUAGGAGUGUGAGUGUGAGUGUGCACACGUGACGUUGUGACACCCCCACAUGACACAUGUACAGAGACACCCUCCCCACACACAGACACCCCCACACAGACACCCGUACACAGACACCCCCACACAUGGACACCCCCACAUGGACACCCAUACACAAUCACCCCCACAUGGACACCCCCCCAUGGACCCAUGGGCACCCCCACACUGCCACCCCCAUGUGACACACCUGGGGACCAGCGGUGACAAGGACGUGGGGGUGCCGGGGCGGGGGGGUCCGUGGCGCGGUGGCAGCGGGGGGGCAGUGACAGGUCCCUGCGUGCCCCAUGAGCCCCCGUCACUUUGCAUCCGUCCCAGCCGCCACCGUGACGUGCCCCGAUGUGACACCACGGAGACAGGCCUUGUCACAAAGAUUAGGGACCUGGCACCGCGCUGGGACGGGGGGGCAUCCUGCUCGUGGGGUGGCACUGGGUAUGGGGACACUCCUGUCCCCCUCCGGGAAUGCUCCUGUCCCCAGGAAUGCUCCUGUCCCCAUGGGAUGCUCCUGUCCCCACUCAGGGAUGCUCCUGUCCCCAGGGAUGCUCCUGUCCUCAGGGAUGCUCCUGUCCCCAUGGUAUGCUCCUGUCCCCCUCCGGGGAUGCUCCUGUCCCCAGGGAUGCUCCUGUCCCCACCCAGGGAUGUUCCUGUCCCCACGGAUCCUCUUGUCCCCAGUCAGUGAUGCUCCUGUCCCCAAAUAUGCUCCUGUCCCCACUCAGGGACACUUCUGUCCCCCCAGCCCCAAGGGAUGCUCUCAUCCCCAGGGAUGUUCCUGUCCCCAGGGACGCUCCUGUCCCCACGGAUCCUCUUGUCCCCACUCAGGGAUGCUCCUGUCCCCCCAGCCCCCAGGGAUGCUCCUGUCCCCACCAUGGGAUGCCUCUGUCCCCAGGGAUGCUCCUGUCCCCAAAUAUGCUCCUGUCCCCAGGGAUGAUCUUGUCCUCCCACGGGGUGACUCCUGUCCCCACCCAGGGAUGCUCUUGUCCCCAGGGAUGCUCCUGUCCCCGCAGGGAUGUUCCUGUCCCCAGGGAUGCACCUGUGCCCCCUGGGGUUGCUCCUGUCCCCAGGGAUACUCCUGUCCCCACUCAGGGUUACUUCUGUCCCCCCAGGAAUGCUUCUGUCCCCAGGGACGCCCCUGCCCCAAAUAUGCUUCUGUCCCCAUCCAGGGACGCCCCUGUCCCCGCCCAGGGACACUCCUGUCCCCAGGGAUGCUGCUGUGCCCUCCCAGGUGUGUUCCCGUCCCCAGGGAUGCUCCUGUGCCCCCCCAGGGGUGCUCCUGUCCCCAGGCAUGCUCCUGUCCCCAGGGACACUCCUGUCCCCAGGGAUGUUCCUGUGUCCCCCAGGGAUGCUCCUGUCCCCAUCCAGGGAGGCCCCUGACCCCCCCAGGGGUGCUCCCGUCCCCAGGGAUGCUCCUGUCCCCGGGGAUGCUCCCGUCCCCAGGGAUGUCCCUGACCCUCCCCGGGACGCUCCUGUCACCCACGGGGCUCAGCUGCCGACCUCCAGGCCCCAGGAUCGGGGCCGAUCUCGGUGCUGCCACCUCCCUCUCCUGUCACCGUCCCCAACUGUCCCCCCGGCAGAGCCACCCUGGCUGCCACCGGCCCCGUCCUGCCGGGGACACCGGGGCUGGGGCGGUGCCGUGGGGCGCGGUGAGCUAUGGGGUGGGUCACAUCCCGUGGGGCUGGAUCAGUGCCAUGUGGGGGGGCAUAUGCCGUGGGGUUGGAUCGGUGCCGUGGGGCCAGCUGUGCCGUAGGGUGGGCCUAUUGCCAUGGGGCUGGCUGUGCUGUGGGGUGAGCCAUGCACCGUGGGGCUGGAUCGAUGCCAUGGGGCUGGAUUGAUGCUGUGGGGCUGGGUGAGUGGGGAGGGUGGAUCAGUUCUUUGGGGCUGGAUUGAUGCUGUGGGGCUGAGUGAGCCAUGGGGCUGGGUGAGCCAUGGGGCCGGGUUGAUGCUGUGGGGCUGGAUUGAUGCUGUGGGGCCGGGUGGGUCAUGGGAUGUAACGGUCCCCUCUGCCCUCUCCGCAGCGCUGCUCCCGGUGCCCGCGCUGUCCCCCAUGUCCCCGCUGUCCCCAAUGUCCCCGCCGGGCCCGGGGGCCGCCCCCCGCCUCCUGCUGGCCCUGCUGUGUCUGACCCCCCCGACCACCGCCCCCCCGGUGCCCCCCAGCGCCGCCCCCGCCCCCCGCAGCGCCGCCCCCCCCGUCCUGUCCCUCAACCUCGGCCUCAACUUCCAGAUCAAGAUGCGAAGCCAGAACCCCCCCCGCCCCCUCCCCACUAAGGACCCCCCCCCAUCGCCCCCCCCCAGCACCCCCACGCCCCCCCCAUCGGGCUCGGGCUGGCCGGACCCCGAGGACGAGCCGGGUUCGGGGACUCCCCCGGAGGAAUCGGGGGGCUGGGGGGGGGACAAGCCCACCCCCCCGGGCCCCCCCCGCGCCAAGGAGCUGGAGCUGGACAUCGCCAUUGACCUGAGCGCGGGGCUGGAGCCCGAAGCGGGGGGGGAGGCAGCGGGGGGGUCUGUGCCCCCCCCCACCCUCCUGCGGGGCCCCCCCCGCCCCCCCCUGUCCCUCCUCCCCGGCAUCGCAGAGCUGAUCGAGAAAAUUGGCACCGCCGGGUUCCUGGUGCCCCCCCGGGUCGAUAACGGGACCCAGGAGCUGGAGUUGGGGGGCAGCGGCGCGGAGCCAGAUCCCCCCUCCGGCCACGAACCCUCCCGGGGCGGGGUCGCCCCCCCGCCCGCCGCCGCCUCCGCCUGCAUACCCGGAACCACCUGCACUUCGGGGGGGGCGGACCCGCUCGGGGCGGGGGGGUCGGACCCUCCCCCUUUUCCGUGGCCCCCCCACCUAGUGUCCCUGAGCACCAGCUGGGCCGCGGCCGCCGCCGCUUGGGGUCCCGCGUGGGCCGCGCACGUCUACGGCGCCGCCGCCCUCUUCGCUUUCCUGGCCUUACUGGGAGCGCUGGUUUUACUGGGGGGGAGGCGCCCCCCCACGGCCCGCGUGCUGGGGGGGCUGCUGGCGGCGGCGGGGGCCGCUCGCGCCUUCCCCCUUUUUUACGACCCCUAUGAGCGGGGGGGCCGCCUGCCCCCCCCCGCCGCCCGCCUGCUGUUCGAGCUGCCCUUCCCCUGCCUGGGCUGGGGGCUGGCGCUGGGGCCCCCCCUUUUGGGCCCCCCCCCCGCGCUGCCCGGCCUCCCCCGUGGCCGUUCUAGGGGUGCUGCACGCGGGGGGGGUGCUGGGGGCCGUGCUAGGGGGGGGCGCCCUGCCCCGCUGGCCGUGGCUGCUCCUGGUGCCGCGGGGGCUCUUUGUCACCUUGGUGGUGGCUCUGGCCAUCGGGGGGGUCACCCGCUGCCCCCGCGCCAAGGGGGGGGCGGGGGGGGCCGGCAGGAGGGCGGCGCUGGGGGUGGCGGGGGUGGGGGCGCUGGCCAGCGCGGGGUUGCAGGUUUUCGGGGUGCUGCAGGGCUUGGGGUGGGGGGGGACGCCCCCGCCGGGGCCCUGGGGGUGGUGGGGGCUGCAGUUGGGGUGUCGCGUUGCCGAGGUCACCGUGGGGCUCCCCCUCGCCGCGCUGGCGCUGGCGGCGCCCCCCCCGUCCCACGGGGACCCCCCCGGGGAUCCCCCUAACGGCUGCGCCCGCCGCGGGGGGAGCGAAGUGGCGGCGCUGAGCGGGGGACCCCACGAUGGCACCGAUGGCGACGGAGACCCCACGGCCGGUUACCGGCCCCCCUCGCCCAUCGACCUGCGCCGCAGCAUCGCCGAGGCACUGGGUGGGGGACGCGGCAUCUUCCGUGGGGACACCGGGAACGGGGACACCGCCACCAAGAUCGGUGGCAUCGGCACAACCGUCAUCUUCCGCGGGGACACCGGGGUCGGCGCGACCAGCAUCGGGGACGCCGAGAUCGGCACAAACGGCAUCGGUGACACCGGGAUCGGUGGCAUCAGCACAACCGGCACCGGUGGCAUCAGCACAACCGACACCGGUGGCAUCGGCACCGGCGGCAUCGGCACAACCGGCACCGGCGGCAUCAGCACAACUGGCACCGGUGGCAUCAGCACAACCGACACCGGUGGCAUCGGCACCGGCGGCAUCGGCACAACCGGCACCGGCGGCAUCAGCACAACCGGCACCUGUGGCAUCAGCACCGGCGGCAUCGGCACAACCGGCACCGGUGGCAUCGGCACAACCGGCAUCAAUGACACCGGCACCGGGAUCGGUGGCGCCGACACAAGCGCGACGCGGGGUCUCGGUACCGCCUGUACAGCGGCGGUCGGCACAACCAGCGCAACGGGGGUCGGCACAACCGAUACACUGAGUCCUGGCACAACCGAUACACUGAGUCCUGGCACAACCGGCACACCGGGGAUCGGCACAACCAGCGUAACGGGGCUCGGUGUCACCGGCACGGCGGGGAUCGGCAAAACCGGCACACGGGGUCCCGGCACAACCACCGCACCGAGUGUCGGCGCGACCGGAGCAUCAGGGUUUGGCACAACCGGCACACCCAGGAUCAGCACCACCAGCUCACCGGGGCUCAGCACCACCAGCUCACCGGGUCCCGGCACCACCAGCUCACCGGGGCUCAGCACCACCAGCUCACCGGGUCCCGGCACAACCAGCACGGCAGGUUCUGGCACAACCAGCUCACCGGGUCCCGGCACAACCGGCACAUCCGAGCUCGGCACAACCAGCCCGGCAGCUCCCGGCACCACCGACUCCGCGGGUCCCGCCACCCCCGCCCCACCGAAUCGCGGCCGCCCCGCCCCCCCGGGGCCCGCCCCCCCGAGGUCCCCCCCGUUCCCGCAUCGCGUCACUUCCCGCACGGGGGGGUCCCCGCUGUCCCCAGGGGGUGGUCGCAGCCCCUCUCCGCAGGGACUGUCCCGAGGGGGUCCGGUGGCGGUGCCAAAGCGCAGCCCCCCCCCGUCACUGCGGCCGUCCCACAGCUGGACGGAAGGGGGCGGCCCCCGAACCCCCCCGGACCCCCAACCCCGCGGGGGGGCUGUUCCUGCUGUCUCCGAGCCCCCUGGCGACACCGGCACCGACCGCCGCAGCCUGGGCAGCGACACCAUUGACUUGUAGGGUGUCCCACACAGACGCCCCCGCGGAUGCUGUGGGGCCAGCGCUGUCCGGGGCGGGCAAUGGAGAGACACCCCCCCCCGGCCUCUGGGACCCCGGCCCACACCUGGCCAGGGACCCCCCAAAUGGGGAUACCCAGGGGAGCCCCCCCAGAUCCCUGCUGUGCUCUGGAGACCCCCCACACACUCCCCAGGCCCCCUCGGCUGCCCCCUCAGCUCCUGGGGACCCCCAAAUAUGGGUGAGAACUGGGGACCCUCCCGGAUACCUCCCCGGUCCCUGAGACCCCCCAAGUGCUGGUGACAACCUGAGGAUCCCCCCCAGUCACCCUCCAGGUCCCCGAGACCCCUAAAUACGGGUGACAACCUGCCGCCCCCCCCAACCACGCCCAGCUUGUGGAGACCCCUAAAUAUGGGUGGGAAAUUGGGGACCUCCCCAGCCACCCCUCUGGUCCUGAAGACCCCCAAAUAUGGGUGAGAACUUGGAGGAACCCCUCCCCAGACACCCCCUAGGUCCCUGGGACCCCCAAAUACGGGUGACAAGCUGGGGACCCCCUCAGUCACCCCCCAGGUCUCUGAGACCCCUAAAUACGAGUGACAACCUGCCCCUCUCCAGCGACCCCCAGGUCCCGGAGACCCCAAAUAUGGGUGAGAACUUGGGGACGCCCCCGGUAACCCCCCAGGGCCUCAAGACCCCAAAUACGGGUGACAACCUGUGACCCCCAUCCGUGAGACCCCCAAGUGCUGUCGAUAAUGUGGGGAACCCCCCCAGCCACCCCCCAGGUCUCUGAUACCCCAAAUAUGGGUGACAACCUGUGCCCCCCCCGCCAUGGCCCAGGGAACCCCCAGCCCCACAUCACUGCCCCCCCCCCCACCAUGUGAGCCCCCCAAACCCCCCUUGUGCCUCAGGGCCCCCCCCGAGCCCCUCCCCCCCCGUGUACCCAAUAAAGUGCCACAUGUGAAGGGUGUGAGUGUGA
Columba livia (rock pigeon) is the source of this 6974-nucleotide messenger RNA. RefSeq lists its product as uncharacterized. The transcript is spliced from 3 exons. The record is from RefSeq and is a predicted model, not a curated record. Bases 3998 to 6004 code for a protein of 668 amino acids. Lineage: Eukaryota; Metazoa; Chordata; Aves; Columbiformes; Columbidae.